AUGUCCUACCACUCAAGGGUGAAGCCAACAAAGUCGGGUCGCCUAUGGCAUCACGAGACCGAUGGAGGCCCAGCCCCCGGGUCUGAACUGGCCAUGCAGUUGCUCAGCCAGAAAAGGCCACGCCCUUCGACGUCCGGCGCAAUGGUUGUGAGGCAGGCAGAAGACCCGCUUCUGGACUUGAAGUCCCACCUCGGUCAGUCUCUGCCCGAUGUGCGAGUCCGAUUUAUCUCUGGGCACAGCGGCUCUGGUCGUCGCCAGCUGCCUGCGUGCCUGGCGAGUGGCCCGCCAAUGGCUCUUAUGCCGCAGCCCCUGCAGAGCGCUCUCGUGCCCAUGCCGAUGCCGCCGACGAUUCCCGCCAACUGGGGCCCUCAGUUCUCGCACCACUCGAGUGGGUGUGUGACACCGUUGCAUUGUCAGAAGCCUUGGCCGGGUAAUGGGCCUGCUCCUGCACUGAUGCUGGAGCCUCCGCCGGUCGAGGCCCCAAAGGUGGUCAAGGCCAAGUGGAUAGAAGUGGCGGAGGAUGCCGACAUCGUCAAGGAGGGCUGGCCGGCGAUGGCCCCUGCCCUUCUCUACGAUACUGCGGCGCAAGAUCUUCUGUGCUCGGCCUCGUACUUGGUCUACGAGCUCGCUGGCGCUGCAAUGGAUAACAUGACCUUGGCCCACGACUGGGAGUGGAAAGAGUUCCCUGACAUCGCAGAUGCCCUCAGGCAGUCAGGCAUGAUCGAGUACCCCUACUGCUUGGCCACUGUUACCUUGGGAGACAAUCGGCAGAAAUGGGCUGUGGGCGUUGCUACGAAUGGGAAGCACCGUACCCACGCGGCCAAGCUGGCGUUGGCAAUCGCGCUGGCCGCCGACGCGCAGUCCUUGCGGGACAGCAUCACAAACCAUCCGGGAUUCCGUGAGCUUCUGGAGGCUUCUGGCAUCUACACCGGGGACACACUAACGCCCCCCGCCGACGCCAUAGAACUGAUGGGCACUGAGCGAAGGUCCAAGCGGCGACGCCGCGCAGCUCUCAACUCGGCAGAGUCCGUGCUCCCGCCGAAGAUGCCCUUGGGUGCAGCGGCCGGCAAGGCUUGGAGUGACUGGCACUACAAGACCAUCCUUUGUCGAGAGUUCGUGCAGAACCUCGCCUGUCCAAGAGGUGAGAGCUGCUACUACGCCCAUGGCAAGGAGGAGUUGCGGAAGCCCGGGGAGGGCAGUCGUGAGACGAUGCCCCGGAAUUCGGGCCCCUCGCCCGGCAAGAAUGGCCAGGAGCUCCUGAGCAUCAAGCAGGAGCCCGAGGAGGUGGCCAGCCAGUGUGUGAAAUUUGAGAAGCUCCUCUGGGCGGAGCUGGACCCUCUUGAGGACAUGCCGGAGAAGCUGGAGGGCCUUCCGAUGGAGGGCUUGGCGCUGUGGCUUCCGAACAGUACCUCCAACGCGCGAAGGUCUAGCUCCUUUUCCAACCAAGCAGACCAGAUCCUGUCCAAUAUCCUAGGCGACGAGGCGCAGGAGCUCAUCCUUAUGGACGAUUCGGAGUGGAAGAACCUGCCCAUUAUUGGUGCCGCCAUCAAGCGCAGAACGCAGACUGAGGAGUGCAUCACGGUCGCGAUUUCGCCGACGCGGUCUCUGUGGGCUGUGGGCGUUGGCAUGAAAGGUAAGCAGAGGUGGAUUGCAGCAAAGAUUGCGAUGGCUGCCUCCGUGGCCCUGCAGCAGGCAGAGAUUUUGGACGAAGCACACGACUUCUCAGCCUUCCCAGUGAUGGAGGGCCUCGUCCGUGAAGCAGGUGAGGCGAAGAAGCUUCUUCUGAACUAG
This is a messenger RNA of Symbiodinium natans, 1791 nucleotides long. The record is from the annotation of a GenBank genome assembly. Lineage: Eukaryota; Dinophyceae; Suessiales; Symbiodiniaceae.